This is a messenger RNA of Brachypodium distachyon (stiff brome), 4239 nucleotides long. Its product is annotated as zinc finger CCCH domain-containing protein 13. NCBI's taxonomy places the organism in Eukaryota, Viridiplantae, Streptophyta, Magnoliopsida, Poales, Poaceae. The record is from RefSeq and is a predicted model, not a curated record. The transcript is spliced from 5 exons. Bases 268 to 4089 code for a protein of 1273 amino acids.
CAAAAUCCAAACCCGAACGGAACAAAAUAGAACCAUUUUCUCCACCCACGAACUCCGUCGUCGCCGCCGCCUCCACUCCUCCCUCCCCUCCUGUUUCCCCACCCCACCAAAACCCUAGCCGCCCAGGGGCUUCCUCACCUAUCCGCCGCCACGACGGCAGCCUAGAUCCCCUGGAUCUCGCGCGCCCUAGGGUUCCGGCCUCCCCCCGCGUCCUCGCCGCCGUCCCAGACGCCGUGCGAUUCAAGGCAGGGUUCUGGCUGCCCCACCAUGCCUCGGAACUCGCGCCACAGGUCGCACCGGUCGCACAAGCGGGGCGGGUCGGCGGAGCGGUCAGAGUCCGAUGGAGAGGAUGUGGGCGCCCCUGGCGCGCGGGAGGAGGCCACUUCGGUGGCUAGGGUUCCGCGAGAUCCCGAGCCGGAGAGGCGGAGGUCGUCGUCGGGGAAGGAGGUGGUGAGCUCGGGGUACGGCUACACUGAGCAUGGGAAGAAGAGGAAGGAUAGAGUCGAGGAGAUGGUGGUGGAUGUGGUCAGCGACCGCUGGAACAGCGGCGUGUGCGAGGAUCACUUGGUCGAGAAGAGGUCUAAGAGUGAGGUGUUUGGGCCGGUCGAUGUGGAGAAGUUGGCGGAGAAGCCCAAGGGUUCGGGGGAUGAGUCAAAGAGGUCAAGUCGGCGGACCGUGGGAUUGGAUGAGAGGGUUGAUGAGGUUGUGUCGAAGAGUGAUUCCGGGAAGCGGCGGCCGGAGAAGGAGAAGGACUUGGGAAGGAGGGAGAGUAGUGGGCAGUACAAGGAUGAUAGAGAUAGGGAGAGAGAUAGAGAAAAGGAGAAAGAAUGGGAGAGGCUGAAGGAGAGAGAGAGGGAAAGAGGUAGGGAUAGAGAGAGGGAUAAGGAAAGAGAACGUGAGAAGGAGAGGGAGAGAGAACGGGAGAGGGAGCGGGAUAAAGAUAGGGAUAGGGAGCGAGAGCGGGAGCGUGACAGGGAACGGGAGCGUGAGAGGCAAAAGGACCGGGAGAGGGAGAAGAAGGACUAUGAUUCCAAGCAUGAGAGGUAUGAAGAUGGUAGUGCAAGGAAGAGUGGCUCUAAAACUAGCAGGGCAGAGGAGGAGGGUUACUCAUACAAGAGGCACAUGGAGAUCAAUGAAACUCCAGCUAAAGAGAGAUACAGUAAUCCUGAUAGAGAGACUGAUAAACACAGCCGAAGAAAAGAAGACUCUGAAGAUAAAGAUAAGUGGACAACUGAUAAUAGAGACAGCGAUGAUAGGAAGACUCUGUCCAGGUAUGAUCACGGUAAGGUCAGGAGCUCUAAGGAACAAAGGUUUGAGGAUGACAAGUAUAAACAGAAGUACAAGGAUGAUUAUGAGAGGGAUAAAAGACAGCAAGAUGACAAGUGUCUAGAUGAGCGGUUGACCCGAGAUCAUGGAGGUGAUAGGGCUGAUUAUAAGAGCACUAAAGAUGGGCACAGAAUUUCAGAGGGUCAUUACAGAAAGGAUAUAGUUCAAGACAUCGAUCGUUAUGAUGAUUAUGGCAGUAGGUAUAAGGAAAACAGAGGGAGGAAAAGACCCCCUGAGGAAAACGACGACCAGUAUGAUUUGAAGACUCCAAGCGCACGAGAGCCACGUGGGAAUUUGGAAAAGUCUUCAGGCAGUGGGCGACUUGAUUCUCUGAUUGAGAGGGCAAGGUCUGAACAUAGACAUCCAGAAAAUGUUGAUUCUAGUCCGAGUAAAAUUCAUGCAAGAAGUUCACCUAGCUCAAAUCCUCACCAUGAGAAAGAUCAAAGCUGGCAUGGAUCUAAACUGACGGAUCAUACAAAGAGAGAAAUACCAUAUGAUGAAAGAAGUAUUCGACCAAGAACAUCUUCAGGGAGGGAACGGACACCUGCUUCUAGACUGCGUGACAGGGAUACAGACAAUUGGUCUUCAGAAAGGCUCAAACAAAAGGAUGAUCUCCAGUCACGUGACAUACCAUUGGAAAUUUCCGCUUCAUCACAAUAUGAUCGAACACCAAGGAAAGAUACACAUCCUUCACCAAAACAGUUGUCUGAAAAAUCCCCAUCUUCAAAUGACCAAAGGUUUUCAGGUAGGCUUAGUGGUGGCCGCAGUCUUGAUAAUAAAGGGGAAAGGAGCAUCCUUCCUAAAUACAGGGAUCGAGAGGGUGAUUUAACCUUGGAACGGUCACUUCAUCAAGAUCGAACACCAGCUAGAAUGCCUUACAGAGAGCCAACACCUUCUGCUUCAUCCAUAAGCAGAGGUGGCCAUUUUCCAGGUACUUCCCCAAAUCAUCCACUGGUGCCACCUGCAAGGCACAGAGGUGAUGAUUCUUCCUUCUCGGGUUCACAUGAUGAUGACCGUAGACCUCAGAGUGGAGACAGGAGGUUCCAUGGUCAUCAGAAGAGGAAUGAUAUGAGUUCUGGACGUGGGCAUGGGCAUGCCUGGAAUAAUGCACCAAGCUGGCCUUCUCCAGUUGCAAAUGGUUUUGUCCCCAUGCAGCAUGGUGCUGCUGGAUUUCACCCACCUGUACAUCAGUUUCAUCCCCCACCUAUGUUUAACCUUAGGCCCCAAAUGAAAUUGAACCAACCUGGAGUGUCAUAUCCUAUGCAUGAUGCAGUUGACAGGUUUUCGCCCCACAUGCGCCCAUUUGGGUGGCCUAAUUCACUUGAUGAAUCAUGCCCCCCUCACCUGCAAGUUUGGAAUGGUGGCACUGGUGUAUUUGGGGGUGAACCCUAUAUGUAUGGUAGGCAAGAGUGGGAUCAGAACAAGCUGCAUGCUGGCAGCAGAGGGUGGGAGCCAACUGGUGAUGCAUUGAAGGGACAAAACGAAUUGCCUGACACUGAACUCCCUGUUGCUAAAAUGGAGCCUGACUGUUUAGCAACAUCUGUUUCAGAGUCUUCUGGUGGACAGUAUAAUCUUCAUCCUUAUGCCGAGCAGAAAGAAAUAGACCACUCCAUUUCAGAAAAGACUGAAGCUAAGGGUGAUACUAAAAGUGCUAUGAAAAAUUUGGAAGCACCUCAAGGAACAACACUCAGGGCGUCUAAGUUGUCAAGUAAUGAUGGUGCAGUGUUUUCUAAGAAUUAUUUAUCCAGAAUUAGUGUAUCACAUGAUCUUGCUGAGCCAGAGUUAUACAAAAGGUGCAUAUCCCUGCUGGGAAACCUGGGCAUAGCAAAUGGUGUCCCUCAGGUGGUUAGGAAUGGGCUUAUCCAGAACAAUGGAAAUGCUGGAAGGAUAACUGGAAAACAUGGAAGCCCCAAUCUGCUGGGUUCAUUUUGUGUAAAGAGCAACAAUACUAUUUUUCAGAGAGCUAUGGCCCUUCACAAGAACCAGACAGAAAAGGCUGUGGUUCCUACUCAAGUCUUUGUGCAAGCUGACAGGAAAAUGGACUUAACAGAAGAUAAUCAUGAUGUCACAGAAAUGAUGGACCACUCUCCACCAAAGGAAUCAACGGUGAGUAGAACUGCUCUUCACUGUCCUGCUGAUGUUAUGGAAGGGACACCGUUAAAACCGAUGCAUGGUGAUGGUAUGGGGGUGACGCCUCAAGCAACUACAGAAUCUGGUGAUGUGGAUGCACCUCCAGCAAUCACAGAAUCUUGUGAUGUCGAAAUGUCUCCAGCAGUCACAGGACCUGGCGAGGAUACUGAGGUGGUGGCACUUCCAGCAAUCACAGAACCUGACAAAAACAUCGAUGAUUUGUCACCUCCAGCAAUAGCAGAACCUGCUGAUGGUGUGCCCCAAGUAAUCUCAGAACAUGUCGACGGCUCACAGGAAGCUCCUUCAGCCCCCGAAGAAUUGGGUGAUGCCAUGGACAUUGUGCCACCAGCAGUCACAAAACAACCUGGCCAGGGCGAGGAUUCUCAUGCCGUUGGUAGUCCUCCUGGUGGUCAAGAGACUGUCUUCAUCAUGCAUGAAGGAGUUGAAAAAGGCAUGCAAGGAGAUGCUGAUAAGGUUAUCGAUGAUAUCCCUGGGGAUGCAGAGGUGAAUGCAUCUAACUUCGUUUCAGAAUUGGAUGUUGUUGCAAGGGGCGCUCAGGAUUGUGAAGGUUUGUUGGUGGAGAGGGGAGUAAAUUUAAGUCGGAUACCUAAUUCUCCAGAAAGUACACAUUGAAACUCCUUUCAUUUCAUUUUUAAUUCCUUUUUGAGGGUUUCGUGCCUUCCGCCUAGAGUUUGUUUUGAGUUGCAUUGCUUUUCAUUUUCCUCCCCAGUGUUUUUGCCCGUCUGGUGCAGUGUUUGCGGUGAGUCGGUUUUGUUGGUGGGA